UCCUCGUGAUGAUGACAGCGGAUGACAGCCAGAGUUCCAGUCGGUUGGCCUGAUAACUCCUCCGGGACCGAGUAAACAGCGCUCUGUGGAUACAUCGCGGGGUCCUACCACACCUUAACGAACCAGCUCCUAGCCUCUGUGCCCACCUGAGCCUGGGAAGAUGGUGAAGCCAGACAUCCACACGCUGGCCCACCACCUUAAGCAGGAGCGGCUGUACGUGGCCUCUGAGAAGCAGCUGAUCCAGCGGCUGAAUGGGGACGUGCUGAAAACGGCAGAGCGGCUGUACCGCGCUGCAUGGAUCGCCAAGCAGCAGAGGAUCAACCUGGACCGCCUCAUCCUCACCAGCGCCGAGGCCUCACCCUCCGAAUGCUGUCAGCACGCCAAGGUGCUGGAGGACACGCAGUUUGUGGACGGCUACAAGACGCUGGGCUUCCAGGAGAGCAUCUACGGAGAGUUCCUGGCCAGGCUGAGGGAGAACCCCCGGCUGGUGGCGUCCUGCCUGGUGGCCGGACUCGGAGAGAGGCAGAACCAGGAUCACAGCCAGGGGGUCGUCCACACCGUCUUCACCUCCCUCUAUGGCAACUGCAUCAUGCAGGAGGACGAGAGCUACCUGCUGCAGGUGCUGCGCUACCUGGUGGAGUUCGAGCUGAAGGAGAGCGACAACCCGCGGCGGCUGCUGCGGCGCGGCAACUGUGCCUUCAGCGUGCUCUUCAAGCUCUUCUCCGAGGGCCUGUUCUCCGCCAAGCUCUUCCUCACCGCCACGCUCCACGAGCCCAUCAUGCAGCUGCUGGUGGAGGACGAGGACCACCUGGAGACGGACCCGGCCAAGGUGACGGAGCGCCUCACGCCCGCCCAGCAGGAGCGCUUCGGGGAGAAGGGCUCAGAGGGCUACCGGCAGCGGGUGCAGGCGGCGGUGGACGCCAACGAGGCCAAGCUGGUGGCGCUGGUCAACAAGUUCAUCGGCUAUCUGAAGCAGAACACCUACUGCUUCCCGCACAGCCUGCGCUGGAUCGUGUCGCAGAUGUACAAGACGCUGUCGUGCGUGGAGCGGCUGGAGGUGGGCGAGGUGCGCACCAUGUGCACGGACCUGCUGCUCACCUGCUUCAUCUGCCCGGCCAUUGUCAACCCCGAGCAGUACGGCAUCAUCUCGGACGCGCCCAUCAACGAAGUGGCCCGCUUCAACCUCAUGCAGGUAGGACAACUUUUGCAACAACUGGCGAUGGCCGACGAUGAUGGAGACCCCAGGAGAAAGAGCAGCUUGUCCAAAUUUGACAAGAGUUGCGUAGCUGCCUUCCUGGAUGUGGUGAUUGGUGGGAGAGCAGCGGAGACCCCGCCCAUGUCCUCGAUGAACCUAUUGGAGGGCCUGAGCAGGACGGUGUUCUACAUGACUCACGGUCAGCUGCUGACCAUGGUGGACUUUGUGCGCAGCGUGACGGCGGGCGACCAGCUGAGGGAGGAGGAUCACGCCCUCCUGGAGACGCUGGUGGCCACCGUGCCCCUGUCCCGCACCGUGAAGAGCAACAGCCUGGAGAUCACACCCUCCAACACGCCCCAGCUGUCCCCGGCCACCACCCCCGCCAACAAGAAGAACCGCCUCCCCAUAGCCACGGCCCGGAGCCGCAGUCGUACCAACAUCGCCCAGGAGGGGGAGACAGAGGCCAGCUCCCAGGAGUCGGUACAGGAAGUGAUGCCAGAGGAGGUGUUGGUGAUCUCACUGAGCACGGGGCCCCAGACGGUCCCCGGGAUGAUGUCAGAGAAUGAGGUGCUGAACCUGCAGAUGACAGACGGGCCCCAGGGCGACGCCCAGGCCGACGACACCAAGCAGCACGGCAAGCCGGAUAAGACGCUGCGCUUCUCCCUCUGCAGCGACAACCUGGAGGGCACCUCCGAAGGUCCGUCCAACCGCUCCAACUCAGUGUCGUCCCUGGACCUGGAGGGGGAGUCGGUGUCAGAGCUGGGCGCCGGGCCGUCGGGCAGCAACGGGGUGGAGGCCCUGCAGCUGCUGGAGCAUGAACAGGCAACGACUCAGGACAACCUGGACGAUAAGCUGCGCAAGUUUGAGAUCCGAGACAUGAUGGGUCUGACGGACGACCGAGACAUCUCAGAGACAGUCAGCGAGACCUGGAGCACGGACGUGCUGGGUAGCGACUUCGACCCCAACAUGGAUGAGGACCGCCUGCAGGAGAUCGCAGGGGCGGCUGUGGAGAACAUGCUGGGCAGCCUGCUGUGCCUGCCAGGGUCCGGUUCGGUGCUGCUGGACCCCUACGGCUCCACCAUCUCUGAGACCACCAGCGAGCCCUGGAGCGUGGAGGUCCUACCAAGCGACUCAGAAGCAGCUGACCUGAAGCAGGAGGAGCGGCUGCAGGAGCUGGAGAGCUGCUCGGGGGUGGGCAGCACGUCCGAUGACACGGAGGUCAGAGAGGUCAGCUCCAGGCCCAGCACCCCAGGCCUCAGCGUGGUCUCAGGCAUCAGCGCCACCUCAGAAGACAUUCCCAACAAGAUCGAGGACCUGCGGUCCGAGUGCAGUUCGGACUUCGGAGGGAAGGACUCUGUGACCAGUCCGGAUGGGGAGGAGGCGGGCCAUGGGGCACACCAACUGACCUCUCCACCCUCGCAGACAGACUCUCUGCUGGCCAUGUUCGACCCUCUGUCCUGUGACGGCUCCUCCACUGGCACCAUCGUGAGGCCCAAGGUGCACUACGCCCGGCCCGCCCACCCUCCCCCGGACCCCCCCAUCCCCGAGGCCUACGCACUGGGCCAGGAGCCCCGCCACAGCAUGUUCACGCCCCACGGCCUGGUCCAGGCGGAGCUGGAGCAAUGCAAGCAGCGCCACUCAAUGCCCGACCGGCUGGUGCGCAGCCGCAGCUCCGACAUUGUGGGUCCCGGCCGCCGGCCCACCAGCGACCCGGGGCUGAACCGACGGACCAUGGUGGAGGAGAGGGACCAGGGCUACUCCCUGGGGCCACCUCCUCGCCCAGCAAGACUCCCUGAAAGGAGAGGUAACGGGACAGGCGAUGUUGAGGACAGGAAAGACAGCAGACGAUGAGAAUCGGACCGCAACCGGCCGUGGUGGAAGAAGCGCUUUGUCUCAGCCAUUCCAAAAGGAUCACUGCCCUUCCGGAAAAAGGAAAAGCAUGAGAAAGACGACCUGGCUCAUGAGCGCUCACAACAAGACGAGCCCCUUCACAGGCCGAGCACCCAGGCCCAGGCAGCGGAGGACAUCCUGGACAAGUACCGCAACAUCAAGAGGACCAGCCCCAGCGAAGACCUGUGUGUGGAGGAGAGCGUGCACGGCUCCCCGAGGGAUGACGGGCUGCAGAACAUGGCUUCAGACGACCUGCUGGACUCUGCCAGCCAGACAGCGCAUCAGCAGGAUGCCAAGUUCUCCUUCAGUGACGCCAAGAAGAAGCUCCGGAUGGUCCUGUGUUCUGCGGACUCUGUGGCCCUGCCCAUCAUGGCUCCCACCACCACCAGGAACGGACUCCCGGACCACAAUGACCCUGAAGACAAUGAGAUCGUCUGCUUCCUGAAGGUCCAACUGGCGGAGGCCAUCAACCUGCAGGAUAAGAACCAGAUGGCCCAGAUCCAGGAGACGACGCGCUGCGUCAGCCGCUUCGACGCUCGCUCCUGCAGGAAGCUGCUGGCUGCCAUCGCUGAGGAUUACAGGAAACGCACGCCGUACAUCGCCUACCUGACCAGGUGUCGCCAGGGGCUGCAGACCUCCCAGGCCCACCUGGAGAGGCUCCUCCAGAGGGUACUGAGAGACAAGGAGGUGGCCAACCGCUACUUCACCACGGUGUGCGUGAGGCUGCUGCUGGAGCACAUGGAGUCCAGGAUGUUGGACUUCAUCAAAGCCUUCCAGGGGUGCACGGCGUCCGACGAUAAGACGGCCGCGGUGGAGGACUUCCUGCGCUACCUGUACGGCGCCAUGGCGCGGGACACCAUCUGGCAGUACGCCAGCGAGGACCAGCUGCAGGACGCUCAGAUGGCCAUUGAGCGCAGCGUCAUGAACCGCAUCUUCAAGCUGGCCUUUUACCCCAACCAGGACGGGGACAUCCUCAGAGACCAGCUUUUCUAUGAACAUAUCCAGCGGCUCACCCGAGUUGUGACGGCCAAUCACAAAGCUCUUCAGAUCCCCGAGGUGUACCUGCGAGAGGCGCCCUGGCCCUCUGCACAGGCUGAGAUCAGGACCAUCAACGCCUACAAGACCCCGCGGGACAAGGUGCAGUCCAUCCUGCGCAUGUGCUCCACCAUCAUGAACCUGCUGAGCCUGGCCAACGAGGACUCGGUCCCCGGGGCCGACGACUUUGUCCCCGUGCUCGUCUUCGUCCUCAUAAGGGCAAACCCGCCCUGCCUGCUGUCCACCAUCCAGUACAUCAAUAACUUCUACGCCAGCCGGCUGAGUGGGGAGGAGUGCUAUUGGUGGAUGCAGUUCACCGCGGCGGUGGAAUUCAUUAAGACCAUCGACGAUCGCAGUGAAGCAGAACCGCCACCUGUACGGGCAGACUGCGGGGCCGAGCCGGGAGACGGGGGGGGGGGCCGGCCCAGCCAACUGCUCCCGCAGCCCCCCCCCUCCCCCCGGAGCCCUGGCCCCCAGCCUGCUGUGUAUAGCUGUACAUAUCCGACAGACAAUAGGAGGGGAAUACAAAGCAUAUAUGUAUAAUGUAUUUGUGUUGGACCACAUCCAGGGCAUAGACGGGGUGGGGGAGGGAAAGGCCUCCAAAACAAACAAACAAACAAGCAAACAAAAACAUACUGCAAAAAUAAUUGGUUAAUCUUCUUCCUUUUAUCUCUUGUCUGAUAGUUUUUUCUUCUUCUCCUUGAGUCUUUAUUAGGAAAUUUUGUACCCAAGGUUAUUAUUUGUAUUAUUAUUAUUGUUACUAUUAAUAUAACAUUAAAUUGAUAGAAAGGAUGAAACUGAUGAAAAAGGGACCACGCUUCCUCGAUUUGAUUCACUGGUUGUGUAUUUUUCUCUCAAAGCUGAGGUUUCAACUGCGGGUGAAUGCAUUGUUACUUGGGAAAGUUGAGUAGAGGGUGGCUCACUGGAGGAGUUCAGUACUGGAGAGCUCAUUUCAUGAUCACUAUGCUUCUCAUACCGCUAACCAGCCAUAUAAGGGCAGCUCGUUGACUUCAACAUGAAACCGGUCACUUUCUCUAUUCCCUAAAAACACCCCACUUUGAGUUAAUUUGGAAACAAGGACCCUAAUAUUUAUAUUAAAUAAAUGUGUUUAUUUCUUCAUUUCUUUUUAAUGCUUCCUUUUAUCCUUCAUAAGGAGGUGAAAUACUUUUCACGUCUGUUUUGAAGAUUCCUGAGCCAACAAAAGAUUUUAGAUGACUUGCUUUUUAAAAAAGGUGCCAAUAUACAAGGGCAGUCUGGGACCGCACCUGUUGACGCAGUGGAGGGCAGAUCACUGGUGCGGGUUAGAAACAGGGUCAGAACCGGAAACGGAAAGUAAAAAGUGGUGCCUUUUAUGGCAGACACUGUGUUAGCUCCGUAGAUAUAGCGUUUAGCCAGCUGUACAUUGAGUUGGUGAGGUCGGGUAAGAUCCCAGAACAUUAACUAUAAUCCACUCCAGGAACAGCUUCAUACAGUUCACUGAAACGAUUUCAGCCCAAACCUCAAUGUGCAAUUGAGGUGCAAGUUAGAAGAAUCUUCGCUCUGAUGCUGGGAGAUCCUACCUUAAGGUGGACCCAGAUACCCCGCCCCCUUCAUGUCCGCUUGAGAUUCCCACCAUUCCAUUGGCUAACAGCAGAGUCAUCAAUUCUCUUUUGCACUGUUCAGAGGUUAGCUUUAAGUUCCUCAACAUAGCACCUUGUACUCGUGGUGCAAUGAGACCUGCUGGUAUAGAAACAUUGGAUGUAUCAAACUGCUGUGACGCUAGUUCCGAUCAACCCUUUAUGCGCAAGUGUCUGAACAAAGUGGGUGGGUGUGCGACCUCUGACCUCGCGGAGAAGUGACACGAUGGGUUGUGAUGAUAGAGCUCUCUACCUCCUCAGAAGUUCAAGA
Gadus chalcogrammus (walleye pollock) is the source of this 6007-nucleotide messenger RNA. Its product is annotated as GTPase-activating protein and VPS9 domain-containing protein 1-like. Gene Ontology annotation, cellular component: cytosol; endocytic vesicle. NCBI's taxonomy places the organism in Eukaryota, Metazoa, Chordata, Actinopteri, Gadiformes, Gadidae. Gene Ontology annotation, molecular function: small GTPase binding; guanyl-nucleotide exchange factor activity. The record is from RefSeq and is a predicted model, not a curated record. Gene Ontology annotation, biological process: regulation of GTPase activity; vesicle-mediated transport.